Molecule: messenger RNA, 5618 nt
Organism: Rhineura floridana
Lineage: Eukaryota; Metazoa; Chordata; Lepidosauria; Squamata; Rhineuridae
Product: poly(rC)-binding protein 3-like
Exons: 15
Coding region: 808-2178 (456 amino acids)
Biological process (GO): negative regulation of mRNA splicing, via spliceosome
Cellular component (GO): nucleus; cytoplasm
Molecular function (GO): mRNA binding
Source: RefSeq, a predicted model, not a curated record
UGCUGGGAGCCAAUUCCUCGGCGCCUCGCCCAGAAGCAGCAGCAGCAGCAGCGCCGCCGUCGCCGCUGAGCUCAGGAGCGCGCCCGUCCGCUUGAGCGAGGUCUGGGGCUGCGAGAGAGACAGCGCGAGGGUUCAGGAGCGAAAUGUCCAAAGCUUCUGCCUGCAGCGAAAGAAGCAGCAGCAGCAGCGGCGGCGGCAACAGCAGGGAAAACAGUCGCCGCCAGCGCCAGCAGCAGCAGCAGCCACCUUACACCCUGGGAGUUACGCCUCAAGCGCAAGACUCUUGGGAAACUGCCAGCGUUUGGCCAGUUGAUUUCCAGGACCGUUUUCUUCUCCUCCUCUUUGGUUGCUUCCCUCUCUCCGCAUACGCGCCUAUCCAACCGGGGUCUUUCCUGCUAAUUCCUCUCGCUGCUUCUUUCGGUUUUGGCUACUCUCCUGCCUGCUUCACACCUCGUGUCUUGCAAUACUCCCUUUGCUACAACAACGCACCCUGCCUCCUUUCAGACCUCCAACAGCAACAACCUCUUGUUAAGCUCAGUCCCUUUCCUUCUCUACUACAUAGAACACUACACUACAACAAAUAUUCAGCACAAUGCUAAUCCCUAAAGAAUGAAUUGAAGUGGAGUCUGGAAAAUAAGUUCAACUGCAAGUUCAAAAUACUCCAACCUUUCCUGGGUGUAACAAUUAUUACCAGAGAGGUAAAGUGUGAGGAAUUGCUUAAAAGUUACAGAUUCUGUUUGCAGGCUAAGUGAAGGGGAGAAAUCACUCUGAGAAGCAGUAUUCAACAACUGCAGAUAUCAAUCAAGAAUGAACACAAAAGAUCCAAAAGUGACAGAAGGGGGUCUCAAUGUCACACUCACUAUACGCCUUCUUAUGCAUGGAAAGGAGGUCGGCAGCAUCAUUGGAAAGAAAGGUGAAACUGUCAAGAAGAUGAGGGAGGAGAGUGGUGCUCGAAUCAACAUCUCAGAAGGCUCCUGUCCGGAAAGAAUUGUGACAAUAACAGGCCCAACAGAUGCCAUUUUCAAGGCUUUUUCUAUGAUUGCACUAAAAUUUGAAGAAGAUAUCAAUGCUUCAAUGACAAACAGCACGGUAACCAGCAAGCCACCAGUAACACUGCGACUUGUAGUUCCUGCGAGCCAAUGCGGAUCCCUUAUAGGCAAAGGAGGAUCCAAAAUCAAAGAAAUCAGGGAGUCUACAGGGGCCCAAGUACAAGUUGCAGGUGACAUGUUACCAAACUCCACAGAACGUGCUGUAACUAUAUCGGGUACUCCUGAUGCCAUUAUUCAGUGUGUAAAGCAAAUCUGCGUAGUUAUGCUAGAGUCACCACCCAAAGGUGCCACCAUUCCUUACCGCCCCAAACCUGCCUCUGCACCCAUAAUUUUUGCAGGUGGCCAGGUAAGAGCAGACACCAUUUUGACUUCAGCUGGAAACCACACCGUCUUGGCCCAACCUCAGCCGGCGCCUGUUAGUUUUCAACUUUUACUUCUUUUCUGUCUGGCAUUCACAAUCCAGGGGCAGUAUGCUAUCCCUCAUCCAGACUUGACCAAGCUUCACCAGUUGGCUAUGCAGCAUCCCCCCUUUACUCCCCUUGGGCAGACCACCCCUGGUUUCCCUGGAUUGGAUGCCAGUACUCCAACCAGUUCCCAUGAGCUCACUAUUCCAAAUGAUCUAAUUGGUUGCAUUAUUGGCAGACAAGGCAGUAAGAUAAAUGAAAUCAGGCAAAUGUCAGGAGCGCAGAUCAAGAUUGCAAAUGCCAUGGAAGGCUCGGCAGAACGACAAGUAACCAUCACAGGAUCACCUGCAAAUAUCAGUCUAGCACAGUACCUCAUUAAUGCAAGCUUAGAGAUGGCUAAAGUCAGCACCCAGACUGCUUCCGUCACGACCCCUGUUGACCUCAACAUGAACCUCUCUCAGUCUGCCACCCCUACCUCCACCCCCACCUCUGUGGCUGUCUUGGCGGCGGCAGCAGCUGCCUCCGUGGUUAACGUCAGUACCCCUCCCCCUUUACCAACCACCCACUAUGCCGUUCCUGUCUCCAGUCUGCUUGGCAUGAAAACUGUCCCACUCCUGGCACUAAAUGCCACGGGGGCCACGGGGAAUUUAUCUGCUUAUACUGCCAAAAUUCCAUCAACGAGUGGGGUUAAGAAAUCUGACCGCCAGAAGUUUGCUCCAUAUUGAAAAGAUGAGGGAAAAAAUGCAAGGUGUUUUUUUUUCUCUCCAAAGCUCUACCAAUAUUCUGUGGUAGAUUUAUAUUAACUACAGAAACAAUACGGCAUCUUUUAAACUUUUUCUGUUCAAUCACUAGUGUUAAACUGUUGCCAAUGCAAAUUGUCUUCCACUUUCCAUGACUAUUAAUGCACAUGUGCACACAAAUUGCCAACUAGUUCCAACAGUCUCCUGGGUUAUUUUAAACAUAGCUGUAUGGCAGUUGGUUACCUGUAUUUUCAUAACCCCCAGCCAUUUAAGAAAGUAAAUAUUUUUUUGCAAGAGCUAAACCUAAGAUGGAACAUCAUCUUCUGCAGAAGAUGAAUCUGAAGUGCUUUAAUGACAAAGGAACACAAUGGGCUCCCUGCACAGCUUGUGCAGUGGCAAGAAGCUGGAGUUGUUGAAUUUCAUAUUAACAGUUGUGCAGAAAAAGCAUUUAAGCAAGCCUGCUUUGCUUUGCAUCACAGCGCCCCUAGACACUGCCAGAUUAUCCUCCCAGAUUACAUUAUAUGACUCUUACAUCACCCCUUGCACUUGUGCCAUACAAGUAAAUAGCUUUUGAAAGAGAGAUGGGAGAAAUAUGUCUUUGCAACAGAACUCAACUGAACAAUCUGUUAAACAUUCUAGGCCUCUUAGGGGUAUCCCCAUGUCAAAUUUAAGCCGCAGUUCUCUGCCAAAUGACUUGAGAGUAAAUCCAAUUGAAUUGAGUGGGACUUACUGUGAGUAGUCUGUUAAUAAUCAUUCCCUCUUUGUAGGGCAUGCUGGGAAUUAUAGACAAGAUCACAGAGAAUUCUUAGCUCCAUCACCAAGGUACAAUGACAAGGAUUCAGGGGGGCAGUGGCAGGGAGAAAUCUAUGCAGAUCCUUUGACCCAGUUUUCAAAUCAUAGCACUGGGUGCUUCCUCUUCAGUUUGGCCUUUGAGGUAGGCAUUUUGAAAAUUGAGCUGAUCAGCUACAGUGCUUUCACAUGCAAAUGCUACUAUGCAAUGACGGUUUGGAAAGGAUUUCAGGAUCUUUUUAGUAAAGCAAGAGAGAAGACCUCCUCAGUAAUGGCAGAAUCCUUAAUCUAGCUGCACUGUGAAAUGCUUAUUUGUAACAAAACUGUAUUUUAAAACAGAAUUUUGCUGUCCAUGUUGUGGCUUUUAAAAAUUAUUUUUGUGCACCAGUAAAGGCUGUUAACAGCAUUUAAUCUUUUUCUAUAGUAUAUAUACAAAAUGCUACUAUUUAUUCCUUUCUAUUUCCUCAAAUUAAAGUAGAAGGAUAAAAAUGUUAGGAGAUGCAAUCAGCUGAGUACAGUUGCUGCACAACUUCUCUUCAUCUCUCGGAAGCUGUUCAGGUAUCCUACAUAAGCUUCCAGGGAAUGAAUGGAGGUUGCAGAAAAGCUGAGCUUGGGGGAUUCCUGCCUGCCUCUAGGUUCCCCAUUGUCUAAACUUCCACUUCAAAUGCAUAGUUAAACAGUUGUGCCUCUACCUAAUUACACCUACAAAUCACAGGUGUACAUACUCAGGUUUUUGAGAGCUUACAUCACAUACCAUUACAAAAGGCUGAUGAGCAUCGUUACUGAAAACAAACCUCUUGCUCUUUUGGGAUCUCCGUUACUUUCACAUUUAUGUUGCAAGAAAUUGUUAAGAUUAAAUGAGAGGAUAAAUAAUAGCAGAAAAGCUUACCUGAAAAGACAGCUUGCCUGCCCUUACCAGUGUUCCCCUGCAAUAUAUAGUCAUUGCAUGGGUGCGUUGUGCAUGUGUUCUAGGGUCUACAAUCAGUCCACACAGCCUCAAAAAAUCCUAGUCAGCAAUCCAUGAAUCUUUAGUGUGCACCCAAGAAGGAUCCUCUGCAGAGCAGGGGGUUCCUUUGCAAAGUUGACAUAGAAACAAUUCCUUGAAGGCAAAAUUUAAAAACUUUUAAAAACCACCAGUCAAACACAUUCUACCGCUGCUAAAAACUCACAUAUAUUCCAGGGAGCAGGAUUACUCCCUUAAAAAUAUCGCUCUCCAAAUGACAGCUACAUUCAUAAGGAAAAAACAGGCAUAAAAGAGAAGCAAGUCUGACAGAAUGAACUGAGAAGGGGAAUUUCUAAACAAUAAGGAUCUAUUUAUAAUUGCAAGCAAACUCCAAAUCCUGGGAGAUGUAGUGGCUGGUUGCUAACUGUUGGAACUAGUUAUAAGACAGUGGGAUUUUUUGUUUGUUUUGUUUUUACAAAAAUGGUAUUUUCUGUUUGUCCAUUCACUAUUUUCUUUUUCCUUUUUAAAUUUACGUUGCUUUAAAUAGUGGCUCCAUAAUGCAAUGUUUGCUUCACAAUCUUUUGAACUUCUACAAUCCAUUAGCCUGCCAUAUUCAUCCACUUUUGCACUCCUUGGACACAAAGCUUUAAAUGAGGAAUUGAACAGAAUGCCAAUGCAAUACUUUUUAAAACCUACUAUUGAAAGGUGUGUUGUAUAAUUGUAUAGGGCUAAGCACUAUUUUUAGUAUUUUGUGUCAUUUCUGUACUCUGUAGACUUUUCUCUCUCAACCUUAGUAUCUUUGCACUACUUUUUGUCACUGUAACCAAUUGUAGAACUGCCAUUAUUACAAACAAUUUGCACUUAACCAAAUGGUCUCCAUGUUUGUAUAUACUGAAGGGGGAGAAAUGGAAAUACUGUCAUGAUUCUUCGUGUGCAACAGCUCUAGAAACCCACUGUAAAAACUGUUAAGAACUAUUAUAACUGUGUUUAUAAACUAAGUAAACAAAUGUGAGAAUUUGCUUGAAUUGAAAUGCUGUUCUAUACUGGUUGUACUCAAGUGUUUUUUAAAUGGCAAGUCCCCCCCUUUUUUUUUUGUCCCCCUCUCCCUGAUUUUUGUUCCUGCAUUUCAGGCUCUCUUCAGAAGUAACUGGCCUCGGGGCUCUGUAAUGUGUCCCAGCAUGCACUAGGGCUUGAGCUGCCUGACAGGACUUUUCUAAAGCCUCAUGAGACAAUACUUUCUAUGGACUAAUCAACAGAGGAAGUGAUCAUUUCUAACUUUAUUACUCUUCCAAGAUCUCCAAAUAAAUACUUCAACUCUUAAGCAACUGUGCUUCCCAACUCCUUUGUUGCUUUCAUUCCUAUUCUAUCUUAAUAAUCUUGAGGCUCAACAAGACACAGCAAAGGAUUAUUAUUUUUUAAAUUUCUGUAGAUGUUCUUGCUCUGGCUGUGCUGUAUGAAGCAUGGGCUGUUGAUGUUUAAGCCACUAUAUAUUAAGAACAGUCUUGAUAAACUAAAUAAGCUGUUUUUAUAAAUAAAAGUUUUCCUGACUUUAAAAACCACAUAAUAGCUUUGUGCAUACAAAUAGGUGUUGUGAUUUUUAACUUUGUAACUAAGAUGUUGAUCAAAUACUAUUUUUGUGACUUGUCACCAAUGAGUUCAGACCUAUGGCUUGUUUUGCAUUAAGAAUUAAAGG